AUGAGCCAGGCGUUAUUCAAUCCAGUGAAGAAUGAAAUUCUCACUGUCCUGGGUUCGAAUACGUACAAAUUCUACAAGCUGCAGGACUUCAGGCUUCAGGUCAUGGCAGAGUUCAGCAGUCCUGGCGCCAGCAAUUCGUCCUUGUUUAGAGAGUACGAACCUAGCGCGUACGUCAGCUUGACGAGCAACAUAGUAUAUGUGAUAGACAACGAGCAGAUAAUUCAGGAGUUGGAGGUCUGCUCCCUUGACACUGACAGUGUUGACUCACAUGAAAGAACUGAGGACCUCGUCGUCCGGUCGAUCGUUGCAGUUGAACACGGUAGUGUGCUGCUUGUUAUCUACCACACUAGUGACCAUGAUUAUGAUGGUUUUUGGUGCACGUGUGGCAAGGACAGCAUACAUUACUUUGAGAGGACAGACAGUUCAGAGGAUAUGUUCGUUAAGAAGAGAGAGUUGAAGGUACUCUUGAAUGAAGGGCCGGAUUUGGAGGUCAAGAGAGGCCCCGAAACAAUCAUGGGGCGAAGUCCUUUUAUUAUUUUUCGAAUCAAAAGGGCAAUUUGUUGCGUUAAGUCUUUUUAA
Messenger RNA from Helobdella robusta, 579 nucleotides. RefSeq lists its product as hypothetical. Lineage: Eukaryota; Metazoa; Annelida; Clitellata; Rhynchobdellida; Glossiphoniidae. The transcript is spliced from 4 exons. The coding region runs from base 1 to 579 and encodes 192 amino acids. The record is from RefSeq and is a predicted model, not a curated record.